GGCGGGCGGAAGCGGCGGCCAUGGCGGCGGCGGGGCCGGCGGCGCCGCGCACCAAGACGAAGAAGAAGCAGAAGCGGUUCGUGCCGCAGCGGGUGAAGGUGCCGCGGGCCGCCGACCCGCUGCUGGCCGUGCUGGCCUGGGGCGUGAACCACCAGUUUGUCCCAGUAGCACCCCUUGGACUGCGGCGCGGUGCCCCCCGGACUGCCCUGGAGGAGAUCAGCGAGCUCAGCCAGGUCCCGCUGCCCGUCAUGCUCCUGCCCGACGACUUUAAGGCCAGCUCCAAAAUCAAAGUCAACAACCACCUCUUCAACCGGGAGAACCUGCCCAGUCAUUUCAAGUUCAAGGAGUACUGCCCCCAGGUCUUCCGCAACCUGCGCGAGCGCUUCGGCAUCGAUGACCAGGACUACCAGGUCUCGCUGACGCGGAGCCCGCCCCACUCCGAGGGCAGCGACCGGCGGUUCCUGCUGUCCUACGACCGCACGCUGGUGGUGAAGGAGCUGUCGAGCGAGGACGUGGCCGACGUCCACAGCCUCCUGUCCCACUACCACCAGUACAUCGUGAAGUGCCACGGGACCACGCUGCUGCCCCAGUUCCUGGGCAUGUACCGGGUGAGCGUGGACAGCGAGGAGACCUACCUGCUCGUCAUGAGGAACAUGUUCAGCCACCGGCUCUCCGUGCACAGGAAGUACGACCUCAAGGGCUCCCUCGUGUCCCGAGAAGCCAGCGACAAGGAAAAGGGCAAAGACUUGCCCACGCUCAAGGACAUGGACUUCCUGAACAAGAAUGAGAAGGUCUACGUGGGUGAGGAGGACAAGAAGGACUUCAUGGAGAAGCUCAAGAGAGAUGUGGAGUUCCUGGUGCAGCUGAAGAUCAUGGACUACAGCCUGCUGCUGGGCAUUCACGACGUGGCACGGGCAGAGCAGGAGGAGGAAGAGGAGGUGGAGGAGGAGGAAGGCGGGGGCGACGAGGCGGGGGCCGCCGUCGUGGGCUCCUACGGCACCUCCCCGGAGGGCAUCGGCAGCUACCUCAACUCCCACCGGCCGCUGGGCCCCGGCGAGUUCGACCCCUAUGUGGACGUCUACGCCAUCCGCAGCGCCGAGGGCGGCCCCCGCAAGGAGGUGUACUGCAUGGGCCUCAUCGACAUCCUCACGCAGUACGACGCCCGCAAGAAGGCCGCCCACGCCGCCAAGACCGUCAAGCACGGGGCGGGUGCCGAGAUCUCCACGGUGCACCCGGAGCAGUACGCCAAGCGCUUCCUCGACUUCAUCACCAACAUCUUCGCCUAGUGGGGGGGCCUCCCCCUCCCCUCCACCCCUCGCCCGCUCUGGGGCCGAGACACCCCCUCGGCCCCCCCACUCCCUUCGCUCCGGCUGUCCCAGGCACGGUGCCCCCCUCUCCCCCGACGUGAGCGGGGCUGCCCCCCCCCUUGGUGCCCGGUGGGGUUGUGCUACUCAAGUGCCUUAUUUUCCCUUGGUGGGGGGGAGCGGGGGUCCAGCCCUGCUGUAUGCAAUAAGCUGGGGGGCUGCCACCUGCCCCCCCCCCAGCCAGCAUGGGGUCCUGGGCACCUCCUGCCCUGGCUGCAAUGCUCUUGUUCCCCCUCCCCAUGCUCUGGGGUGGGGGGCAAUUAAACACUACUUGCCCUGGGCUUGUGGGGUGCCCCCUCCUGGGGGGGGUAGGAGGUUCCCCCUUGUUCCCCCCCCCCAAAGGGGGCUGUUCCCGGGGGAUCCCUGCGUUUUGCUGACAGUCCUGGGGUGUCUCCCAGUGCAAGUAGGGCCAUGGGGGGGGGGAAGUAGCCCCCCCCUUUUCUCUGUUAUGGGUCUGGUUGGGAGGGGGGUUACAGCCAGCCUGUGCCCCCCCUCCAGCGCAGGUGGGGCUGGGGGUGCGUGGCCCUCUCCCUGACCCUACUGCAAGUGGGACCACGGUGUGUGGUGGCCCCAGACCCCCUGUUUCUCCCCCCCCCCCUUUCCGUUAUCAGCAGGGUCUGGGGGGGGGAGGAUGACCCCCCCAGACCCUGUUCUCCCCCCUUCCACUGGGGGGGGGGGUGUCAUGGAGGAGGCCACCCUCCCCCGCUGUAUCCUGAGAAAUAAAUUAUUGAACAGGUCAA
Rhea pennata is the source of this 2104-nucleotide messenger RNA. RefSeq names its product phosphatidylinositol-5-phosphate 4-kinase type 2 gamma (gene PIP4K2C). NCBI's taxonomy places the organism in Eukaryota, Metazoa, Chordata, Aves, Rheiformes, Rheidae. Gene Ontology annotation, biological process: phosphatidylinositol phosphate biosynthetic process. The record is from RefSeq and is a predicted model, not a curated record. Gene Ontology annotation, cellular component: plasma membrane. Gene Ontology annotation, molecular function: 1-phosphatidylinositol-5-phosphate 4-kinase activity; 1-phosphatidylinositol-4-phosphate 5-kinase activity. The transcript has 11 exons. The coding region runs from base 21 to 1286 and encodes 421 amino acids.